AUGGAGGUGAUACUCCUUGACAUUUUGGAAAAUAUGAGAUUGGAAGCGGUUAAAUCACCCCGACUAUCUUUCACAGCAUUGGGCGAAGAUGAGUGGCAAAGAUAUAUUGGACCAGUUGUUAAGUCUGUUGAUAAAGUUGGCUUAAAGCAAUGUAUAAACGAGUGUUUAGCAAGACCCGCAUGGUGUAAAGGGGUGAACUAUAAGAAAAUACAUCUACAUUGUGAAGUCGUGUCGUCUAUUACAUUGACGGAAUCUUCGGAGGAAUAUGUCAGCAUUCCUGUAAAUAAUCAGACAAUUGAAAGUACUGAAUGUCUAUCCUGCUCAUCUGGCGAAAAAUGCAUCACACUCUCAAGUAAUAGGACCUUUUGUGCCAAUGAUAAUAUUGAUCUGAAAGACUGCACAACAAUACAUGAUCUGUGGCCAUCAUUACCUAGUGGAUUAUACAGCAUUACAAUCCCAGCCCUCGGUCACGUGACUGUAUUCUGUGAAAUGGAGGCUGAUGGCGGAGGGUGGACAGUUUUUCAACGCCGAAUGGACGGUUCUGAAGACUUUUAUCGAACUUGGUCUGAAUACAGGAACGGCUUUGGAAACUUGACAGGAGAGUUCUGGCUAGGCAAUGAGAAGCUGUCUCGUCUACUUAGUCAAGGUUCCUACGAGAUGAGAAUGGACAUGGGGGACUUCGACAACCAAACACGUUAUAUCAAAUACUCCAGUAUCACUCUCGGUGACGAAGCCUCAAAAUAUGCAAUUUCACUUUCCGGCUAUUCGGGCGACGUAGCUGGUUGCUUUUUGACCGGAGUACCGGCCGCCCAUCUAAACAACAUGAAGUUCAGCACAAAGGAUCAAGACAACGACUUAUACCAUCAAAACUGCGCAACCAAGUUCAAAUCCGGUUGGUGGCACAAUGCGUGCCAUUGUUCCAAUCCAAACGGUCUCUAUUUGGCGGGAAAUACAACCAUAUUUGCUGAGGGUGUUGUGUACAAACCAUGGCGAACGUAUUAUUACUCGCUUAAAUCCAUGCGAUUGAUGGUUAAACGGACAACUGCGAAG
Molecule: messenger RNA, 1050 nt
Organism: Saccostrea cuccullata (small rock oyster)
Lineage: Eukaryota; Metazoa; Mollusca; Bivalvia; Ostreida; Ostreidae
Product: ficolin-2-like
Exons: 9
Source: RefSeq, a predicted model, not a curated record